Molecule: messenger RNA, 2849 nt
Organism: Peromyscus eremicus (cactus mouse)
Lineage: Eukaryota; Metazoa; Chordata; Mammalia; Rodentia; Cricetidae
Gene: Kcnn2
Product: potassium calcium-activated channel subfamily N member 2
Exons: 8
Coding region: 3-2534 (843 amino acids)
Biological process (GO): potassium ion transmembrane transport
Cellular component (GO): dendritic spine; neuronal cell body; plasma membrane
Molecular function (GO): calmodulin binding; small conductance calcium-activated potassium channel activity
Source: RefSeq, a predicted model, not a curated record
UCAUGCCCAUUGUUUUGGUGCGCCCAACCAAUCGGACUCGCCGCCUGGAUUCUACCGGAGCCGGCAUGGGCCCUUCCUCGCACCAGCAGCAGGAGUCCCCGCUCCCGACCAUAACGCAUUGCGCAGGGUGCACCACCGCCUGGUCUCCCUGCAGCUUUAACAGCCCUGACAUGGAAACCCCAUUGCAGUUCCAGCGCGGCUUCUUCCCAGAGCAGCCGCCGCCACCGCCGCGCUCCUCACACCUGCAUUGCCAGCAGCAGCAACAGAGCCAGGACAAGCCGUGCGCGCCCUUCGCGCCCCUCCCGCACCCUCACCACCACCCGCACCUCGCACACCAGCAGCCGGGCAGCGGUGGCAGCAGCCCAUGCCUCCGGUGCAACAGCUGCGCCUCCUCCGGUGCCCCAGCGGCGGGGGCGGGGGCGGGGGAUAACCUGUCCCUGCUGCUCCGCACCUCCUCGCCCGGCGGCGCCUUCCGGACCCGCACCUCCUCGCCGCUGUCGGGCUCUUCGUGCUGCUGCUGCUGCUCGUCGCGCCGGGGCAGCCAGCUCAAUGUGAGCGAGCUGACGCCGUCCAGCCAUGCCAGUGCGCUCCGGCAGCAGUACGCGCAGCAGCCCGCGUCCGCCUCCCAGUACCACCAGUGCCACAGCCUGCAGCCCGCCGCCAGCCCCACAGGCAGCCUGGGCAGCCUGGGCUCCGGGCCCCCGCUCUCGCACCACCACCACCACCCGCACCCGGCGCACCACCAGCAUCACCAACCCCAGGCGCGCCGCGAGAGCAACCCCUUCACCGAAAUAGCCAUGAGCAGCUGCAGGUACAACGGGGGCGUCAUGCGUCCGCUCAGCAACUUGAGCUCGUCCCGCCGGAACCUGCACGAGAUGGACUCCGAGGCUCAGCCCCUGCAGCCCCCCGCGUCCGUCGUAGGAGGAGGUGGUGGCGCGUCCUCCCCGUCUGCUGCCGCCGCCGCCUCUUCCUCAGCCCCGGAGAUCGUGGUGUCUAAGCCGGAGCACAACAAUUCCAACAACCUGGCGCUCUACGGAACCGGCGGCGGAGGCAGCACCGGAGGCGGCGGCGGCGGCGGCGGCGGAGGCAGCGGGCAUGGCAGCAGCAGCGGCACCAAGUCCAGCAAGAAGAAGAACCAGAACAUCGGCUACAAGCUGGGCCACCGGCGCGCCCUGUUUGAGAAGCGCAAGCGGCUCAGCGACUACGCGCUCAUCUUCGGCAUGUUCGGCAUCGUGGUCAUGGUCAUCGAGACCGAGCUGUCGUGGGGCGCCUACGACAAGGCGUCGCUGUAUUCCUUAGCUCUGAAAUGCCUUAUCAGUCUCUCCACGAUCAUCCUGCUCGGUCUGAUCAUCGUGUACCACGCCAGGGAAAUACAGUUAUUCAUGGUGGACAAUGGAGCAGAUGACUGGAGAAUAGCCAUGACUUAUGAGCGUAUUUUCUUCAUCUGCUUGGAAAUACUGGUGUGUGCUAUUCAUCCCAUACCUGGGAAUUACACGUUCACAUGGACGGCCCGGCUUGCCUUCUCCUAUGCCCCCUCCACAACCACCGCUGAUGUGGAUAUUAUUUUAUCUAUACCAAUGUUCUUAAGACUCUAUCUGAUUGCCAGAGUCAUGCUUUUACACAGCAAACUUUUCACCGAUGCCUCCUCUAGAAGCAUUGGGGCACUUAAUAAGAUAAACUUCAAUACGCGUUUUGUUAUGAAGACUUUAAUGACUAUCUGCCCAGGAACUGUACUCUUGGUUUUUAGUAUCUCAUUAUGGAUAAUUGCCGCAUGGACUGUCCGAGCUUGUGAAAGGUACCAUGACCAACAGGAUGUUACUAGCAACUUCCUUGGAGCAAUGUGGUUGAUAUCAAUAACUUUUCUCUCCAUUGGUUAUGGUGACAUGGUACCUAACACAUACUGUGGGAAAGGAGUCUGCUUGCUUACUGGAAUCAUGGGUGCAGGUUGCACAGCCCUGGUGGUAGCCGUCGUGGCAAGAAAGCUAGAACUUACCAAAGCAGAAAAGCAUGUGCACAAUUUCAUGAUGGAUACUCAGCUGACCAAAAGAGUGAAAAACGCAGCCGCCAAUGUACUCAGGGAAACGUGGUUAAUCUACAAAAACACAAAGCUAGUGAAAAAGAUCGACCACGCAAAAGUAAGAAAGCAUCAGCGGAAAUUCUUGCAAGCUAUUCAUCAAUUAAGAAGUGUGAAGAUGGAACAGAGGAAACUAAAUGAUCAAGCAAAUACCCUAGUGGAUCUGGCAAAGACCCAGAACAUCAUGUAUGACAUGAUUUCCGACUUAAAUGAAAGGAGUGAAGACUUUGAGAAAAGGAUCGUCACCCUGGAAACAAAAUUAGAGACUUUGAUUGGCAGCAUUCAUGCCCUCCCUGGGCUCAUCAGCCAGACCAUCCGACAGCAGCAGAGGGACUUCAUUGAGGCUCAGAUGGAGAACUACGACAAGCAUGUCACCUAUAAUGCUGAGCGCUCCCGGUCCUCGUCCAGGAGGAGGAGGUCCUCCUCCACAGCGCCACCAACUUCAUCAGAGAGUAGCUAGAAGAGAAUAAGUUAACCACAAAAUAAGACUUUUUGCCAUCAUAUGGUCAAUAUUUUAGCUUUUAUUGUAAAGCCCCUAUGGUUCUAAUCAGCGUUAUCCGGGUUCUGAUGUCAGAAUCUUGGGAACCUGAACACUAAGUUUUAGGCCAAAAUAUGAGUGAAAACUCUUUUUUUUUCUUUCAGAUGCACAGGGAAUGCACCAAUUAUUGCUAUAUAGAUUGUUCCUCCUGUAAUUUCACUAACUUUUUAUUCAUGCACUUCAAACAAACUUUACUACUACAUUAUAUGAUAUAUAAUAAAAAAGUUAAUUUCUGCA